Molecule: messenger RNA, 1548 nt
Organism: Penicillium cinerascens
Lineage: Eukaryota; Fungi; Ascomycota; Eurotiomycetes; Eurotiales; Aspergillaceae
Gene: hapX
Product: bZIP transcription factor HapX
Exons: 1
Coding region: 1-1548 (515 amino acids)
Cellular component (GO): nucleus; RNA polymerase II transcription regulator complex
Molecular function (GO): DNA-binding transcription activator activity, RNA polymerase II-specific; transcription cis-regulatory region binding
Source: RefSeq, a predicted model, not a curated record
AUGGCCUCGACAGGCGUGUCGAUGACGCCUGCUUCGGCUCUCGCCCCUGCACCAAUGCUGGCCGCUCGGCCUUCCAUGACGCCGUCAGUAGCCCCGUCGCCCGGACCCGGGACGCCCGGCUCCAUCACCUCGAAAGAAUGGGUUAUUCCACCCCGUCCGAAGCCUGGCCGCAAGCCAGCCACCGACACUCCGCCAACCAAGCGUAAGGCCCAGAACCGAGCCGCUCAGCGAGCUUUCCGUGAGCGCCGGGCCCAGCGAGUCCAGGAACUUGAGGAGCAGAUCAAGGAAAUUGAGGAUGGCCACGACGUGCGCAUCGCAGCUUUCACCGAGCAGGUCAGCAACCUCUCGCGGGAGGUGGAACAAUGCCGUGAGGAGGUGAGCUGGUGGCGUGACCGGUGCCACUCUCUCGAGAAGGAGGUUUCCAUUGAACGCAGUGCGAAGGAGGCUAUCGUCAAAGAAUUCCGGACUUCCAUCACUGGCUCCAGCAGCAGCAAAUUAUCGUCCAUCCCAGACUCUGUGCCUCUACCACCUCGCACUCGCCCAUCUACCCGAAGCUCCCGCAUGGAGGGCAUCGUGUCCACCAGUGCCGAGCAUAACCGGGAAGAAGGCGCCGAUAACGUACCUCUAGGGUGCUCCAGCUGCUCCAACACACACUGCCAGUGCAUUGAGGAUGCUUUCUCUAUGCCAAUUGAUACCCACGAGUCCGCUCGAGCUAGACAUCCCCCUCAUGGAGUGGGCAGUCCGCGGCGCGAGAAUGCAGAGCCGGAGAUCAAGCCCGACCCGGAGGAGAUGGAGAUUGACUUCACAUCUCGAUUCGCCGGUGUUCCCGCCCAGCCCAGCUCUCACGGCAACAAUAACGAAGUUUCCUCGCCACCUGUCGAUCCGUGCGGGUUCUGUCAGGACGGCACGCCCUGCAUCUGUGCCGAGAUGGCAGCGCAGGAGCAGCAGCGCGGCCGCCGCAGCUCCUUCGAAGCCCCCCGCCUCGCUCCGAUCCAGUCUAUCUCACAGUUCACCCCUCCUCCUUCCGACAGCGACGUCCGCUCGGAAGUGACUCUGCCCCCCAUCAGCCAAGCGACCAACCCUUGUGCCAACGGACCCGGAACUUGCGCCCAGUGCCAGGCCGAUCCCCGAAGCACCCUUUUUUGCAAGACGCUGGCAGCCUCCCGGUCAGCGAGCGGAACUCCAACGGGAGGUGGCUGCUGCGGCGGAAAGGGAGCAGACGGGGGAUGCUGCAUGUCCCGAAAUGCCCCCGCCACCCCGUCCGCGCGUAACAACCCCUCCAUGCCUCCGCGACCUGCCCCAGCCAAGCCCGUUACGCCCUCUGAAAUCACCCUGAGCUGCGCCGACGCUUUCACCACUCUCUCGCGCCACCCCAACUUCUCCAAGGCCUCUGACGAGAUCUCUUCUUGGCUGCCUAAGCUGCACACCCUGCCCAACCCUCGUGAGUUGGCACUGGCUGAGCGCAGCGGCCGAGCGGCGAUGGAAGUCGAAGCUGCCAGUGUGAUGGGCGUACUCCGCUACUUUGACCGGCGAUUUGCUGAGAAAUAA